UCUCAUUUUCAGAUGUGUUUACCAUAGUUUCUUGGUCAUCGAUCCCGUCUCUCACUCCUCCUUUCCCCUCCUUCAACCCUGACCUUCUGUAUCAACACACCCGCUUCCUCUACUCCUCCCGUCCUCCGUCGAAUCAAAUGUGUCCGACGAUGACGUUCCCCCGCUUCUACUCCUCUGUCUGGAAUCCGACAUCGCCCAUCAGGGGAGAAAUUGUGUGUAGAAUAAUGCGGACUGCAAAGAAAUUAGGGCUUCAAACUGUUGAUGUUUAUAGUGACGCUGAUCGGGAUAGUUUGCAUGUCAAAUUUGCUGAUGAAGUCGUUCGUAUUGAUCCUCCACCGGCGAAAUUGAGUUUUUUGCAAGCGAAUUCAAUUAUUGAAGCUGCUAGGAUGAGUGGUGCUCAGGCUGAUAUUCAUCUACAUGAUGGAACACUCGCUAGAGUUGAUGUCCAAAGUGGUGCAUCCACCGGAAUUUAUGAAGCCCUUAAGCUCAAGGAUGGAGGUAAAGACUACACGGGAAAGGGUGUUUCUCAGAUUGAGGUUGCAAUUCCAAGUCUUGCAAAGCCAAUAUUUUUGUUGGAUGCUAACGAGGAUGCAAUAGUUGGAGUUUUGAUGUAAAGUAUGGUUUUUUCCCCUUUUUACUUGAUAUAUCAUGUAAUAGAACUUUUUUACUUUUUUUUUGAAGGAAUCAUGUAAUAGAACUUUGCGAUUAAUGUAUCCAUUGUCAUUGUCUUUCUUGGGCUAA
Messenger RNA from Spinacia oleracea (spinach), 741 nucleotides. RefSeq lists its product as uncharacterized. Lineage: Eukaryota; Viridiplantae; Streptophyta; Magnoliopsida; Caryophyllales; Amaranthaceae. Bases 138 to 614 code for a protein of 158 amino acids. Gene Ontology annotation, molecular function: methylcrotonoyl-CoA carboxylase activity. The transcript is spliced from 5 exons. The record is from RefSeq and is a predicted model, not a curated record. Gene Ontology annotation, cellular component: mitochondrion.